This is a messenger RNA of Paracoccidioides brasiliensis Pb18, 327 nucleotides long. RefSeq lists its product as uncharacterized. The coding region runs from base 1 to 327 and encodes 108 amino acids. The transcript has a single exon. The record is from RefSeq and is a predicted model, not a curated record.
AUGUUUCCUGCCAUCAUUGUCCGAGAGGGGCAGACAGCAGCUGGACCGAGUCCAAAAAACUGUGCUGGUGAUGUAGAUCCGAGGACGGACACCCUAUCUGAUGCGGCUCUGUAUCUGUUCGCGUUCAAGGGGUACAGAAUUGAAGAAACCAUUGACAGUUGUGUGGAAUUACACGGUGAUGGAGAUAAAAGGAAAACGAAUCAAAUCAUGAGCGAUUUCUCAAGUUUGACGCUUUGCUGUCGGAUGCGCCAUGUCCUCGAAGGACUGAGUGGGACGGACAGAUCACAAUCGUAUGGACCUCGAAUGAGAGACGUUUCGGCAAGCUGA